Molecule: messenger RNA, 588 nt
Organism: Tetrahymena thermophila SB210
Lineage: Eukaryota; Ciliophora; Oligohymenophorea; Hymenostomatida; Tetrahymenidae
Exons: 1
Source: RefSeq, a predicted model, not a curated record
UGUGUGUAAAUAAAUUAAACCAAACAAAUAUUUAUUAAACAAAAUCUAUAGUUUGUUAAAAUGAAGCAAUUAACUUAUAUUUUAAUUUUACUCAACCUUUACUAUUGCUCUCCUCUUCACGACAGAACUUAAAUGAGUGACUGGAACAUUGUUGCAACUGCUAAAAACACUGAAGAAUGUGUUAAGUAGCUAGCAGCUUCUAACUUGGAUUAUUGCUGCUUCAAUUCUUAAGUUCAGAUCUAAAAUUCAUAAGAUAGCUAAGGCAAUUACUUUCUUUUUUAAACUUAGAAUGGUUAAGGGACUACUGCAGGAUGCCAAAAACUUUAAAAGCUAUUAGCUUAUUCUAAUUCUAAUGUAUAGUCUCCAUAAAUUCUAUUUUAAUGGGGUGAUAAUCAAUAAAUCGUUUAAAAGGUUAACUUGUUACUGAAUUAAACCACAGUUGUAGAAGAUGGUGUUACUAAAUAUAAAUUUGUACUUCAAAUACCUGCUAAUGUAGUUAAUAACUCUAGUGAUUAAAAAUUUCUUCAGACAUUAGAAUACGAAGAAGAGUAGAAACCUUAGUAAAUAAUUACCCCUAGUUAAUCUUGA